AUGGUCGGCCGAAACGUAAGUGAGAGUAUCGAGGGUUUGGGGUUUUAUUUAAUGGGGUUCAGUGUUGGAAAGUACCUAGAAAAGGGCUGUGUGUGCCAUCGGCAUCGAACCUUGGGUUCAGCUCAGCUCUAUAGUCAAUGCGGUUCCCUUAAAGUACUGACUGAGAUGAAUGGAGGAGGUGGAGGCUGCUUGGUAAUUGAUAACAAUAAAUUGAUAAAGAGGAUUAUUACAAGUACUGAGCCAUCGAACGACCUCGUGCAGACCAGAAUGCAGUCGAUAUCUAUCGAUCCGCUCUUAAUGCCACUCUUAUCUGCAAUGGUAGCCCAGGCUGGCCGUAGUACACGAGGUUUCUAUUGA
Messenger RNA from Nezara viridula (southern green stink bug), 357 nucleotides. The record is from the annotation of a GenBank genome assembly. NCBI's taxonomy places the organism in Eukaryota, Metazoa, Arthropoda, Insecta, Hemiptera, Pentatomidae.